This is a messenger RNA of Talaromyces amestolkiae, 738 nucleotides long. RefSeq lists its product as uncharacterized. Gene Ontology annotation, cellular component: nucleus. The transcript has a single exon. Gene Ontology annotation, biological process: negative regulation of DNA-templated transcription. Bases 1 to 738 code for a protein of 245 amino acids. NCBI's taxonomy places the organism in Eukaryota, Fungi, Ascomycota, Eurotiomycetes, Eurotiales, Trichocomaceae. Gene Ontology annotation, molecular function: transcription factor binding; transcription corepressor activity. The record is from RefSeq and is a predicted model, not a curated record.
AUGGCAAUCAACCGCGAAACUACCGUGCCCUUCCACCUCAAACUAUUCUUCCGCCAAAACGCCUACCACGCCCUCACCGACUUCCCAAUCCCUACUCCUACAGGACCCAGCUGCACAAGAGAACUACCUCCACACCUAGAAAUUUACACAUGGCAGUCGUGUUCAUUGCGCGAACUGUCCAGUCUACUAGCUGGCGCAUUACCAUCACAACUACCCGAUCCUCAAGCCGGGACCAGGCUUUGUUUCCGACUUGUAUACCCCGAUACACGCGGCGCGGCGACGGAGGGGCGAGGGAGAUACCUUUCGAAAGAUAUCGGGAGCGUUAUUCUAGGACGAUCGGCAGAAAAGAACGGACACGACGAGCAACGAACGAAUGGCGCGCGGCGGGGAUUUAUGGGGAAAGACGUCUCUAAUCAAGACGAGGCAGAUAAGACGCUAGCCGAUGCGCGAUUCGUGGUGGGUGACUACGUGGAUGUUGCGAUUUUACCUCCGCUAGAUGAUGGGAGUGUUGCGCCGCCGGUGCAAGGUGGGAGAGGACCCCCGGGAGGACCUAUUGGGGGUGGCAUGAGGGCGUUCAGAGCGCCGCGUGAGAAUGGUGGUGGGAGACGAGGGCCUGGGGGUGGUGGCAUGGGACGAGGACCACCAGGGAAUGGAUUGCCGAGUGGUGAUUGGAAGAGAGGCGAACGAUUACCAGAAGAACGCGGUGGGGGAUGGGGGAGGCGCAGAGGUCCUUAUUAA